This is a messenger RNA of Bipolaris oryzae ATCC 44560, 321 nucleotides long. RefSeq lists its product as uncharacterized. Lineage: Eukaryota; Fungi; Ascomycota; Dothideomycetes; Pleosporales; Pleosporaceae. The coding region runs from base 1 to 321 and encodes 106 amino acids. The record is from RefSeq and is a predicted model, not a curated record. The transcript has a single exon.
AUGACAUGCGUUCUUACAAUAGACCACGUGGAGGCAAAGCGCACUCAGCCACAAGCGAUAUUAGGGUUCGAGUUGCUUGACUGUAUGCUGGACGGGACUUCUUUUUUAGCAGAUCCUCUGGAGGCGGUGACGAGUGCAGCAGCUGUAUUGUUCGGCGAAGUAAAGAAUACUAUGCUCAUUUGGUUGAAUCUCUCCAACCCAACGACCCACUCGCUGCUCGUUAUUGGGCGGAAUAUGCAUGGCCAAAUCCUCAAAAUCUCCCCCGCACAUCGAACGACCAGCAAUGCACAACUGCGCACCUUUGCACCACCUCCGCCAUGA